Molecule: messenger RNA, 1296 nt
Organism: Anopheles marshallii
Lineage: Eukaryota; Metazoa; Arthropoda; Insecta; Diptera; Culicidae
Exons: 1
Coding region: 1-1296 (431 amino acids)
Source: RefSeq, a predicted model, not a curated record
AUGGACGGGUCAAGCGCAUUGCCUUUCGAAUCGGUAAAAAAUUGCUUGACACCAGAAGAUUUACGCGCUAUUUGGAAUAAUUAUUGGGUGUACAAGAAUGGCAGACAGAAAGAAAGUGCCCCGUGUCCUUUAAAUCUGUCCGCUCGGAUGCGCCCAUUCGGGAAAAAUCGUGCCGGAUACCUUGGGGACCAUUACGUGCUGGAGUUAUCUGCUGAUGGAUCAGAUUUACGCGUGGAGCUGUUUUUGAAAGCGACCCCAACUGCUAUUCCGGCCCUGUCCAAUUACCUCUCGGCAAUAGGCACAUCCACCAAGGAAUCGAGAGUGUACCGUGAACUGUUUCCCCAGCUUAGACGCUUUUCACGCUUCGCUCCGCAUUGUUUUCUAUCUGGUCAGGUGUUGAUAUUGGAAAAUGCAGCCAAACAAGGCUUUCAAACGAUUCCCAGUGCCGCAGCAGGGGUGCUUGAUGAAGCACAUUUAAAGUGUGCCCUUGCUGCGUUGGCAAAGUUUCAUGCCGCGUCAUUACUUUUGGAGCAAGAGAAAGGUGCGAGUUUAUCGGUACAGUUUCCCGGACUAUUGGACGAAAAUGCAUGGAUUAAAAGGGCAAAUAAUCCGCGAGUAGAGGAGCUUCACGGUGCGAUUGAUGUAUUACUUGCAUUCGUGCGUACGAUGGAGAAGGAUGACACCCGGCUAAAUCCGAUCAUGCCCCGGGUGCACUCGUUUGUAAUGCAGAUCUACGAGCUUGUGAAACCCUCGACCAGAUUUAAGAAUGUUGCCUGUCACGGUGAUCUGUGGUGCAGUAAUAUGAUGUUUCGCUACGAUGAAACGAUUGAUGACCGGAUGCCAGUGGAGUGUUUACUAAUUGACUUCCAGUUUACGCGUUAUGCGCCGCCAGCGUACGAUGUAAACAUGCUGCUAACACUCACCACCACCGGUGAAUUUCGGCACAAGCACUACGAUAAGCUGACCCGACACUAUUACCAAUGUUUGGCGACGGAAUUGAAACGGCAUCCAGAUGCAGUUGGUUCGGCGGAUGGGGGCAACGCUUUAUAUCCCGAGGCAAUGUUCUUCGAGUCCUGCGAGAUGUAUAAAACAUCGGGAUUGAUUGAAAAUUUCCUCAUGAACCAUGUCACGUUGUUGCCGCGCAGUUACAUCGAUACCAUAUUCUCUUCGCCCGAAUGCUACGAAAGUUUUAGUGGUGCGGCAAAAAUGAAGAUGUGCUUAGAAGUGUUACAGAAUGAUGACGCUUAUCGCAGUAGAAUGACGGGAAUCGUCAACGAUUUAAUGGAGGCUCUAUAA